AUGGACCCUUCAAUCAUGAAACUCCUCGAAGAAGACGAGGAUGAGACGAUGCAUUCUGGGGCUGAUGUGGAGGCUUUCACGGCUGCCCUAAACCGGGAUAUUGAAGGGGAUACUUCUACACCUCAGCCCUCUGAUUCUGACAGCACUGCAUUGUCUCAAGGGAGUAGUCACACCCCCAAUCAGUUUCUUCCGCAAUGGCAAACUGCGAAACAGGAUGAAAUUUCCAAUCCUCUGAGUCAGCAAGAUCCCAAUGGCGUUCAGAAAAAUGAGCCAUUAUCAACUAAAACUGACCUACAGCAACAAGCAACGGCCCCGGAGAAUCAGAAACAACCAGAUAUUUCCUUCAAGGAGGGCAACAUCUUUUCGUUUCAGCAAAAACCAUCGCAGGAUGAUUUCCAUCAACCAACAAGUGAACAAAAUGUGGCCCCAGUAUCUCAACCAAUUAAAAUGCAGGAUUUAGAUAGUAGUAACCAAGGGCAUGAUCAGACUCAGAAGGCAGAGCAUCAAGCUCAACUUGUUAGGUUAGAGACGGCAAAUAGUCCGCAGGUUCCCUUGCCAGCGAUGAGUAAUCAACAGUCUUUGCCUGCCACAAUGAGUAACCAACAUGUUAUGGCUCCUGGAACAAGUAAUAGUCAGGCCAUGGCUGCUGGUUCUGCUAGUCAACAAGUAACUGGUGCAGCGAAUCGUGGAAAGCAAGUCCCUUUUGCCCUGUUGCUACCUGUCAUACAGCCUCAACUAGAUAAAGAUCGACAAGUGCAGCUUAAUAAUCUGUACUCGAGAUUAAGGAGAAACGAAAUCUCUAAGGAUGGGUUUGUCCGGGUUAUGAGAAAUAUAGUCGGGGACCCUAUGCUUAAGAGUGCUGUUUUUAAACUGCAAUCACAGGCUACUCGGAGUACGCAGAAUGUGCCUGGUCAACCUCCAUCACAGUCGCAGGUUGCAAUGCAACAGCAAAAUUUGCCAACGCAAGCUCCUGCUCAAAUCAUGAACGCUUCAAGCAAUCAGAUGCCUGAUGGUCAUUCAGUAAAAUCAGGUGAGGUAGAUCGCCUGCCAGAUUCACAUGAAGUGCAAUUAAACCAACUAUCUAAUAAUACUUUUGCUGUUAAUCAAGAUAGGGAGCAUCCCACUUUUCCUGCACAGAGUCUUAAUAAGCCGCAGCCCCAACCACAGGCACAGCACAUGCAGUUCCCACAUAUGUCUUUUCCAGCAUACGGAGCUACUGGAGGCAUUCAGUAUCGUCCAUAUUCUGCCAUGAGUCCUAAUAUUUCUCAACCGCCUCUUAAACAGCAAGUUCAUGAUUCGCAAAUGAGACCAGUUCCAGCUCAUCAAGCUGUGAAUACAUCUCAAUUAGGGUCAACUACACAAGCCAUUAAUAUGGUGGGUAUGCCAAAGUUUGACAGGCAGAAUUCUUUCAAUGACCAAAAGAGAUUACCAAGUGGAACAAUGAGUCCGAUGACUAGCAAUUCAGCACUGCCACAAAAUUCAGUGCAGUGGCAAGCUCCUUCAACUAAAGAGCAGAAAAGUGGGCAUGUUAAACAGGAACCACUUGAUCAAUCCAAUGAGAUAUACAAAUCACAAUUUCCUGUUGCUCCAGGGUUGCCUUCCUUUCCUUCGGCACAUGGUGAUCAAGCAAAAGCCAAGGAUGACUCUGAAAUGCAGUCUGCUAGAGUGAGCUUCUCAAAUCCUGCAAGUGUGUUGCCAUCAAAUUCAGUGUCAUCCUCAAUGGCAAAUCAGAUUGAACCCAGUAAUAUGCUAAGCUCCAAUGUUCCUCCUGCCACCCCUGCGACCCCUCCUGUUGGGCUUGGUGGCAAUGCUAAGGCUCCUGCUAAAAAGCCUACAGUUGGCCAAAAGAAGCCGUUGGAAGCCCUCGGAUCCUCGCCACCACCGUCAAGCAAGAAGCAAAAGGUAUCUGGGGCAUUUCUGGAUCAAAGUAUUGAACAACUCAAUGAUGUCACUGCUGUCAGUGGUGUUAAUCUCCGGGAAGAAGAGGAACAACUAUUUUCUGGCCCGAAGGAAGAUAGUCGUGUAUCUGAAGCUUCUCGACGUGUUGUGCAAGAAGAAGAAGAUAGGUUAAUCCUGGAGAAAGUUCCACUUCAGCAAAAACUGAAGGACAUUGUGUCAAAAUGUGGUUUGAAGGGCAUCAGUAGUGACGUGGAGCGUUGUUUAUCUCUGUGUGUCGAAGAGAGAAUGCGUGGGCUCAUAGGUAACCUUAUUAGAUUGUCAAAGCAGAGGUUGGAUGUUGAGAAGCCUAGACACAAAACUAUUGUGACUUCAGAUGUUCGCCACCAAAUUAUGCUUAUAAAUCGCAAAGCUCAGGAUGAGUGGGAGAAGAAACAAGCCGAAGCAGAAAAGCUCCAAAAGCCGAAUGAGCCUGAGGGCAAUCCUGGAGUUGAUGGUGAGAAGGAGAAGGACGAUGGUCGUGCAAAAUCUGUGAAGGUACCAAACAAGGAGGAAGAUGACAAGAUGCGGACAACAGCUGCAAAUGUUGCUGCUCGAGCAGCUGUGGGAGGAGAUGACAUGCUGUCUAAGUGGCAACUGAUGGCUGAGAAAAACAAGCAGAAACGUGCUGGAGGAGCUGAUGCAGCACCUGGUUCAAAGCCUGUAAAAGAUGUGGGCCGAAAGUUAAAUUUGUCUAAAAGUUCAAGGGACAACCAGGAAGCAGAAAAAAGAGGCCAGUCAACUUCUAACCCCUCAUCAGGAGCAAGUAAAAAGGGAAGAAAUCAAGGUAUUGAUGUACAGCCUAAGGUGUCGCGAACCAUCUCAGUUAAGGAUGUGAUUACCGCCUUAGAAAGAGAGCCUCAAAUGUCAAAAUCAACUCUUAUUUAUAAGUUGUAUGAAAAGAUAGGAAGUGAAGCGGCAACAGGACAACCUUGUUGA
Molecule: messenger RNA, 2874 nt
Organism: Oldenlandia corymbosa var. corymbosa
Lineage: Eukaryota; Viridiplantae; Streptophyta; Magnoliopsida; Gentianales; Rubiaceae
Source: the annotation of a GenBank genome assembly